Zootoca vivipara (common lizard) is the source of this 14241-nucleotide messenger RNA. Lineage: Eukaryota; Metazoa; Chordata; Lepidosauria; Squamata; Lacertidae. The record is from RefSeq and is a predicted model, not a curated record.
GGAAAGCCAGCCAAACGCUUUGCGCGGCUCUAGUGCUUUCCCGCCGCCCGCCCCACAGCCAGCCAGGGAGAAGGGAGACGGCACCGGGCGGGCAGUGGGGCAGGCUGGCCAGCGGCCCUGCUUCUAGGGGUUGCAAUUGCCCCCUCCUGCCCCCCCUGCCUACGCCCAUGUUUCCACCCCCCCCACUUGUAUAAUAAAUUUUUAUUAAAAGUUUUCCACAUAAGAUACAAUAAAAAUCACACUAAUCUAAAAAAGAAAAACCGAAAAAAGAUGAAGAAAGGAAGAGAAUAAAGAAAGAAAGAAAGAAAGAGGAAAUUGCAAAGUCCGGUAUCAAAAUUAACACUGAUUCCGCACUCUUUCAGUCCCAGCAUCCACAUCCCAUUUGCUGGGUAGGUGUCCAAUGAUAAUUAAAGCUUUGGAUUAGCACGACACAAAACAGACAACUGCCGGUAAUUUUACAGUACAAGGCCUAGAACUCUACAGAGGUUUUCUGCUAAAGAUAGACUAGGGCUGUGGGUGGCUGUGUCUUACUCUAGGGUUCUAAGCUUACACCUGCAGUGCAAUAGUCAGAAGCUGUUCCACAAGGCAGAGGCAAAGACAAACUCCUAUUACGGUACUCUAUCAAACCUGGCCAAAUCAAGAUGACACACAUCUUUCGUUACUGAAGAAGGGCCCGAGGGCAGAGCACACGCAGUCCGAGAUGGCUCACAAAGCUAGGUCCAAGUUCAAGCACUGCCUCACCGGUACUUCCCGACUUUGAGGUGCUCUUUUGGGGAAGACGAGGAGAAAAUUCUAUUCACUUUUUGUGUCUUUGGAUGCAAUCAGUUUUGUGCAGUAUGUAUGUUGAGAUGUUUGUACCUAGUGCUAGAGUUGUCUGGAAGGGUGAUUUUGGAUGGUUCCAUUGGGUGUAGAAUCUUGAAUCACUUGCAGUUCAGUUAAUGAGGGCCAUAUUGUUAUACAUGUUAUAUAUCACAUAUGUCCAGUAUCUUGCACAUGUGUCAUUUCCAGAGUAGAAACUGCAUCUCACAUGUAUACUGUGAGAUACAUGUGUCAUUUUGCAGCAGGAAGCCCUGACUGGUGGAGGUCUCCUAUGGUGUGAAGCUGUGAUGAAACACUUGUGUGUGUUGAUUGAUUAGGACAUACGUUGUUUCCAAUAUGGAAAUUAAUCCUCGUGUUGGAAUUUUGUUGUAUGUGAGGUGACCCAGAGAUAGCAGUGUAAACCAGGGGUCAGCAACCUUUUCCAGCCGUGGGCCAGUCCACCGUCCCUCAGACCAUGUGGUGGGCCGGACUAUUUUUUGGGGGGGAAAUGAACGAAUUCCUAUGCCCCACAAAUAAGCCAGAGAUGCAUUUUAAAUAAAAGCACACAUUCUACUCAUGUAAAAACACCAGGCAGGCCCCACAAAUAACCCAGAGAUGCAUUUUAAAUACUGUAAAAGGACACAUUCUACUCAAGUAAAAGCAAGCUGAUUCUCGGACUGUCCGCGGGCCGGAUUUAGAAUGCGAUUGGGCCGCAUCCGGCCCACGGGCCUUAGGUUGCCUACCCCUGGUGUAAACUAUGUAGGAUCAUUGACAAUGAACAUGUUGUUUCUGGAAACGGGUAGCUGUAUCUCCACUGUGCUUGACUUCUUGGUGCAUUUUUGCACUGUGAUACUGUAAUACAGGGGGAGAAAACCUUUUCCAACCUAAGGGCCACAUUUCCUUCUGAGCAACUAUCUGAAGGCAGAGUGGUAGUAGUAGUAGGUUCUGUAUUUUGCAAUUCAAUUUUUCAGGUUUGGAAUCUUGGUAUUAUUACACAUGCUUCUUCCUUCUAACUGAAUUCGAAGAAUUUAGUAACAUGGUUUUUCCUUAAGCAAGCCCUUGGAGCUGGUAAUAUGGGAUCCGGUUAAAAGGAGAAUCACAGCACAGACAGUGUGUGUGAAAAUAGAUGAUGGGGAAACAUCAAAAGAGAAAAGAUGACCUCGCAUAAUUUGGAAGGAGAAGGGAGGAUAGAUUAAAGAGAGCUUUAUAGAGAACAUUCUGCCAACAUUAAAAUAAAAAAGUGGGUGGGAGGUUAGAGUGUGAGAAUAAUAAUUAUUUUAAUCCUUAGGUUGGUUUAAGAAAGAAGCAUAGUUUGCUCUAUAUUCUGACAACAGCCAGCCAGUGAGGACAUGUUCUCGUAUCACAACAUCAUGUACAGUAUUGAAUGUUGAUGUUGAUAUCUGUUUCAAAGGGGUUUCCCCCUCGUAAGUGCUCCAGAAAUUUCCUGUAUAUACUACCUUAGUAGCUAUUAACAAUAUAGCCCUGUAAGGCAGACCAGUACAGUGGUACCUCGGUUUAUGAACACAAUUGGUUCCGGAAGUCUGUUCAUAAACUGAAGCGUUCAUAAACUGAAGCGAACUUUCCCAUUGAAAGUAAUAGAAAGUGGAUUAAUCCGUUCCAGACCGGUACGCGGAGUACUCAACCUGAAGUGUACUUAACCCGAAGCAUGGGUGUAAUUGGUUCCGGAAGUCUGUUCAUAAACUGAAGCGUUCAUAAACUGAAGCAAACUUUCCCAUUGAAAGUAAUGGAAAGUGAAUUAAUCCGUUCCAGAUGGGUCCGCGGCGUUCAUAAACCGAAAAUUCAUAAACCGAGGUGUUCAUAAACCGAGGUUCCACUGUAUUCAGACUUGGGGCUCUCUAAGACAGCGUUUCUCAACCGCUGUUCCGCGGCACACUAGUGUGCCGCGAGACGCUGGCUGGUGUGCCACGACGUGCGGCGACGAGAAGGGCGAUUUCCGGCACACUAUUUCUCCUCCUCUUUCCCAAACCUCAGUGCAAACGAGCCUGGCGGCCGCCAAUACACAACACUAACCCGCCAGAAAGCAAUAUUUGGCAAGUGUUUCUUACAGUCAUAAUUAUAAUAUAGGGCGGCACAGAGUUAAUUUUUUAAACUUUUUUAAUGGUGGUGUGCCUCGUGAUUUUUUUCACGGAACAAGUGUGCCGUGGCCCAAAAAAGGUUGAGAAACACUGCUCUAAGAGACCCAGUGAGUUAAUGAUUGAGGUGAGAUUUGAAGUGUUCCUGCUCUUAACCCCCUACAUCACACUAUAUUUUAUUUAGUGAAACUUACUGUUGUGUGAGAUACCAUUAGGCUUAAUUUCAAGGGCAAGAAUAUAAUGCCGUAACAUAAUAAUGCAAAUACUGUACUGUGCUUGCAUAUUAUGUUACACACAAUAUAGUGCAGCAACAAGAGUUUUAGAUUUGGAAGGGGAAAACACAGAUUUAGUUCCCCCCCCCUUUCUUCUCUUUCCCUUGGCUUUGAAGCUCAUUCUGUGGGUUUGGGAAAGUCACUACCUACAUCGCACUGUGAGGCCAAAAAUACUAUGAAUUCUUUGGAAGAAGGGCCGGAUACAAAUGUCAUUAAUCACUGAAAGGGAUGUUAGGGAACGCUCCCGAUAUGGCAUUGCGUUGAAUUUAAAACAAAGAUUUUUCUUGACGCAAGGGAACUGUGUGGGCUUCCUCUGGUGCCCUCAUGUACUGUUUGCACUGCCUUCUGUCAGCGUUGUGUUGCUUUCCCACUCUAGGAUGAUGACACAAUGCAUUUAUAUCCUCCUGCCACUCGCCUGGCUUUCUUUGCAGCUGCUCUUAGUGGCAUAGCCUCCUUUCAUGCAGACAUACUGCUUGCUCUCGUCACACCCACACUGCUACCUUGCCUUAAGAUGCUAGCCUGGGGGAUGUUGCAGACAUGCAAGGGAUUGGCUGAUGUCCUUGCAUCAGUCUCGCAAUGCAGCAGACUGCAUUUACUCCCUCCACCCCUCCAACACAGGCUGCCACAGACAUGCUGUUGACGUUCCUUGUUUUGCAGUGGUAGCUGUCAAGUGUCUGUAUGCUAUGUGAAAAUAAUAAGGGAAAGAAACACAAAUAUUCUAUACAGGGCUGUGUGGUGAUGGGGAGGGGGAAUUCUUCCACUGUGCCUGCUGUGGAGGAAGAGACAAUUCUAACGAUUUUAGAAGCCCAAGGAAAUCUUUUUUUGUUUUUUUGCAUAAUAAUAAUAAUAAUGUGUUUCAGCUUAUGAAAAAACAAUGUAAUUCUUAAUUUCUUCUAAUUAUUGUUGCUUGCGUGGACUUACCUUCAACCCUAUGGGGUCAUGUCACAGAAUAAAAACAAGGCUGAGAUCAAUGUCCUUGCUUAACACUAUCGCUCUGUGAAAUAAAUUUUGUUUCUGUAUGCUGUCAUCUCCCUGGAAACCUACAAUGGGUAGGUGGCGGAGGGGGGAAGAGCCACACUCUGGUAGCUACGUAUGAGAUGAGUAGAACUAGCACACCAGUCAUUUAAAAAAGAAACAAGAAGAACACCAGAAUUGUGUGCACAAAAAUUAUCCAUAUUCUAGAGCAGGCUUCCUCAACCUUGGCCCUCAAGAUGUUUUUGGCCUACAACUCCCAUGAUCCCUAGCUAGCAGGACCAGUGGUCAGGGAUGAUGGGAAUUGUAGUCUCAAAACAUUUGGAGGGCCGAGGAUGAGGAAGCCUAUUCUAGAGGCUGUAUCUUCUGCUAAACGUACACAAAGUAGGUCCAUUGAAAUAGAUGGACACGACUAGCUUAGGUUCAUUUAUUUAGAUGAGUCUAUGGUCCACGGGGUCACGAAGAGUCGGACACGACUAAACGACUAAACAACAACUCUCAGUAGUAGACUGAGUAGCAGGCGUUUCCAUGUGCUGCUCUGGUUCGCUAGAAGUGGCUUUGUCAUGCUGGCCACAUGACCUGGAAGCUGUACGCCGGCUCCCUUGGCCAAUAACGCGACAUGAGCGUCACAACCCCAGAGUUGGUCACGACUGGACCUAAUGGUUAGGGAUCCCUUUACCUUACUCUGAGUAGAACGUAGUUGGAUACAACCCUGGAUGUUUCAACUUGAGCAGAGUAUGCACAUUUAGUUAGUGUUUAUAAGUUUAUGCCACUUGUCCAUUAUAAAAAUACCGAAGGUGGCUAACAAUAGAAUUUGCAAUUCAAAAUAACCAAUCCAUAUAAGAUGAUAAGGAACAAUAUAACAAAACUUUAUAAAAAUCAGUUAUGAACACACACACGCACACACGCACACGCACACGCACACACUUUUGGCUUGUUUGGCAUAAUUCUGGUUCUGUGCCAGAGCUCCAUGCGGUGUCCAGUGCUGUGUGUUCUGCACAGCCUUUUUUCUUUUGGAAAUUAUUUCCAGUCUUUAUCAAUACAUUUCUAAGCUUAUUGGCUCAGAGUUGCAGCAGAAGAGCUUGCAUUAUGAAGAUGUUUCUCUCUUAGCUUUGCUCAGAUACAGUCAGAGGUGGGGACCCAGGGGCAAGGAGGUGGUUCAGCAGGCAGCUCAGUCUGCAGCAGCCUGACAGGUUGCUCAGAUGGAAGAGCCAGGUCAGGCACAGAAGCUUUAUGGGAUCCAAGAGGGCACUCUAUUGGCUCUGUGUGUCAUCUGAUCCCUUUUGGGCUAGUAGUGGCAGUAGCAGCCUCCAGCCAUGUGAAGCGGUGCUGCAGCACCAGCAUAGAUCAGGUGAGCUGCUUCCUCCAUACUACCUGCAAGUUGCCAAAGUGACAGAGGAAAUAAAAUGCCUGGAACAGGUAUGAGAAACCUGGGGACAUCUUGUUGCCGGACUCCAACUCCCAUUUUCCAUGACCAUUGGCCAGGUUGGCUGGAGCUCAUAGGAGCUGAAGUCCAACAUCUGGAGGGGCACAGGUUCCCCAUCCACAGCUGAAACUCUUGAACACGUCCUCCGUUUAGGACCCCAGCAUCUCAAAGAUGCCCCUGAAAUAACAGUCCUAAACAUAAUUGCUGCACUGGGCAGAGCUCAGCCCAGAUAUUGAACAAAGUAGUAGCUGCUGUUAUUAUUAUUGCUUGUUAUGCAUCCAGCACAGUUUUUUUUUGUCGUUUUCUCCUCCUCUCAAUGCUUGGUUGUGUAUUUGUCGGUUGGACUGUUUUCUGGGUGUAUAAAUGGAAUACUGUAACACCCCAAAGACUCAAUUGGGAAGACAACACUUCCCGACUUAGCCUUUGAUCUUCUUCCCUCCCUUCCCUCCCUUUGUAGAAUCAGAAGGGACCAUGAGCGCCAUCUAGUCCAACCCCUCUGAACGGCAGGAAUCUUUUACCCAAUGUGGGGCUCGAACCCAUGACCCUGCAAUUAAGAGCCUCAUGCUCUACUGACUGAGCUAUUCCUUCUUUUUUUAAAACACACACACACACACACACACACACACACACACCUUACUUGGGUAAGCCACAUGCCUUAGAAACAAUUCUGUCCUGAGGGAUCUUAAAACUAUCCCCUUAGUCCUCUUCAUUCCCCCUCACACAAUUGCAUAGUUGGAAAAGCAGGGUUGCGCCUGAUAUUUCCGCCAUUGCACACCGGCCGCUGGCUGUCCAUGCGCAGGAAAAGGGAUGCAUAGAGGGCAUCCGCUCUACGCAGAUGAGUUCUGAAACAUGCUGCUGGAGCCUACAUACAGAGAACAGGCUCGCCUGUACAAAUAUCCUGCAAACAUCAUGCAGACUUGUCUGCUAAUUGCAUUUUUAUUUUCUAUCCCACUGCUUUCUCCAAGGAGCUCAAGGGGGCAUACAUGGUUCUCCCCCAUCCUCAUUUAAUUGGGUAUGACUGAAUUGGGUUCUGGGCAUACAGUGCUCAGUUGAAAUCCCAACAGCGUUAGUGAGGAAGGCAGGAGUCGAAACAUUUAACUUGCUAAAGAGUGUUAAAUCUAUCUCUGUUUCAUCAUUCACUUAUCAAUAUAUGCCCAUGGAGACUGUUUCUCAGCUGCUGUAUAUAAAAAAAUUGGUUUGGAAACUCAAGAGCAUUUCUCAUGUAGUCUGUGAUAUGACACAGGGGGCUUUUGGUCAAAGGAUUAAAGUAAAAAUUCUCGAGGGUAUGUGGAGUUCCUUAGGCACACGUAAAGUAGUUCUUUGGAUCCUAGCCAUAGGAACACUUGUGGAUGUUUUCGUCUCACCAUGUAAUAAUAAUGUAUUAAGAUCAGUUAUCCUGGGGUUUGCUUGUGAUGCAUGUAAACUUGCCAGAUGUUCCUUGAUUCCAAGGGGGUGUUUCAACUGCAAUAAAUUAUAAUGGAUGUUUCUUAUUUACCACUGCUGCAGCUCUCCUGAACCUCAUAGCACAGAGUGCUCUAUUUUUGCAGUGUCUCUUUACCGUAUUGUCAUGGUGUGGUGGUAGGGAGGAGAGAGAGGUUUGGCAGGCUGGGAUCUUGCGCUAAGCCUGAGAGGGAGGCACUGUUUGGCCUCUAGAGCAUUAUAUGCAGUCCGAUAAAUGUAGAGAAGGCAGUGCUGUGCUGCGUUCAGAUGCAGAUACCGUGCUGAUUUUUCUACUGUUCCACUGAGGGACAUUAUUGUUCGCCUUUCCUGCAUUAUUGAUUUGAGUCUUCUGUAAAAAGUCAUGCAGGGGGGAAAAUGUAUCGACUCAGAGCCUGCAAGAGUUCUAAAAUGCUAGCAAGCAAGAUGAAUGGAAGGGAUGGUAUUCACACACACACCGUGCUUAAUUUACAAGCCAAAUGCCAUUAUGUGGGCAUAAAUUAUGUCUAAAAAUGAUUUGCAUUUAAAAUUGAAAUGGGUGGAGCAGUCACCGAGGAGCCUUUUGCUUUAUUUCUUGUGCAUUGGCAAGGGUUAACAACUAUUAGAUCAGCUCAGCCAGCCAGUCAGUAUAAAAUAAAGUUAAUUGGACUUGCCGAAAAUCAAAUGGCCUCAGUCUUGCACUAAUUCCUAAGUCUCUGAUUUAAUAAUGACACGGGAGACGAAGGACUGGAAAGGUGCUGAAUGACUGUCUAAACCAAUCAGCAGAGCUGUAAAUUACACUUCUGAGAUUCCCAGUGGCAGAUUGAGACGUGUGGUUGAAAUCGCAAGGGGUGGAUAAAGCCGUACAUGGAAGCAAUUUGUCAAGAUUCCCCAGCUUACGUAAAUUGGAAUUUAAGCUUCAUUUUUAAUUCUCUCUUUUUCUCAGCAUUUCAGCUGCCAAGAGGGACCGCACAUUUGGGAUCAGGAGGAAGAGAAGCCCCUGAGCGGAGGGGCUGGUUAAACGCUGGACUAGAAAAUAAAAACAAGUCAAUUAGGGACUGAAGGUUUUUUUUAAUUAAAACAACAACAACAACAACAGACCAGUGUCAAUGUAACAUUUCAUGCUUACAUGAUGACUCUUCAACAUCAUCUAAUGAGCACAUACGAGAGGUAGUUAUUUUGGAAGCUAUGGUACAGAAGGUUACCUUGUCUCGAGAUAAAACAGCCAGAUGAAUCUUUUCAGCCAAGCUCAGUUUCGAUAAUUAGUUAUCACACUAUGGAGCCCGACAGCAGGGACGACAUCGACUUGAAAGAGGAAACCGCACAGGUGUGGUCUGAAUCGGCUGAGCAGGAACAGAAUACUGCUCAGGUCCACUUUGUCCCUGAAGGUGGAACUGUGGCUCAGAUUGUGUACAGCGAUGAUCAGGACCGUCCUUCACAGCAGGUGGUCUACACUGCCGACGGCACAUCUUACACCUCUGUGGACACCUCGGAGCAUACACUGGUGUACAUCCACCCCGUGGAAGCCACUCAGACUUUGUUUACAGACCCGUCCCAAGUGGCAUACGUCCAGCAGGAUGCAGCGACACAGCAGGUAACUGUGCUCUUGCCUGCUACUCCUCCUCCUCCUCCUCCUGAUGCUGCUGCUGCUGCUGCUCAGAGCAUGAAUCCCACCCACCUCUCUGUGCUUGGCAGCGUUGCCGACCCCUCAGCGGCUCUGGAGCAGGACCCUCAAGCAGACAGAGUAUCAAUACCAGUGCACAGCCAAGUUUUGCCUCCUAUGGAGGCCGUGAAUGAGUCUGGUCCUCUAGAACCUUUGCACAACCCAAUAAGUGAUACGGAAGCGAAAGAGGAAAACGAUGAGGAUGAUGACGAUGAUGAUGACGACGACGACGAGGAUGAGGAAGAUGAGGAAGAAGAGGGAGAAGAUACCGACAUGGAUGAAUGGGAUCCAGAUCCACCUCAUCCCUUUGACCCAAAUGACCUGUGGUGUGAAGAGUGUAAUAAUGCACACCCCUCAGUUUGCCCAAAGCAUGGACCCUUGCACCCGAUCCCAAACCGGCCUGUACUGACCAGAGCAAGAGCCAGCCUUCCUUUAGUGCUUCACAUAGACCGAUUCCUGGGAGGAGUGUUUUCCAAGCGGCGCAUUCCCAAGCGCACACAGUUUGGCCCUGUGGAAGGACCCCUGGUCAGGCAGUCAGAGCUUAAAGACUGCUAUAUCCAUCUAAAGGUGUCCCUUGAUAAAGGUGACAGAAAAGACCGGGGUCUGCAGGAGGAUCUCUGGUUUGAACUGUCUAGCGAGGCUCUUUGCAACUGGAUGAUGUUUGUGCGGCCAGCCCAGAAUCACCUGGAGCAGAAUCUGGUUGCCUACCAGUAUGGCCACCAUAUUUAUUACACAACAAUUAAGAAUGUGGAGCCCAAACAGGAACUCAAGGUGUGGUACGCUGCUUCAUAUGCUGAAUUUGUCAAUCAGAAAAUCCAUGAUGUAUCCGAAGAGGAAAGAAAGGUUCUCCGAGAGCAAGAAAAAAACUGGCCAUGUUAUGAGUGCAACCGACGGUUCAUGAGCUCAGAGCAGCUCCAGCAGCACCUGAACUCCCAUGAUGAAAAGCUGGAUUUCUUCAGCAGAGCAAGAGGCCGAGGUCGUGGACGCGGAAAACGAAGAUUUGGACCAGGCAGGCGACCGGGUCGCCCUCCUAAAUUUAUGCGCUUAGAAGUAACCAGUGAGAAUGGAGGAAAAUGUGUGGAGGGGACACAGGACUUGCUGCAUUUCUCCAGCAAGGGGCAGUUUGAUGAGGCUGGGCAAGCCACGCUGAACGGACUGGACCAACAGGAACAAACACCGGUGCCACAAGAGACGCCAUCAUCCUUGGAUCAGCAGCCCGAGAGCCACCCUUUACAGCUCCAGCCGCAUGAACAGACUGUGGUGGCUACCCAGAGCACAAUGACAGCAGACGACAUGCGGAGAGCUAAGCGUAUCCGGAACGCAGCUCUCCAGCACUUGUUCAUCCGAAAGUCAUUCCGUCCCUUCAAAUGCUUGCACUGUGGGAAGGCGUUCCGUGAUAAGGAAAAGUUAGAUCAGCACUUACGGUUCCACGGGCGGGAAGGAAAUUGUCCUCUGACCUGUGACAUCUGCAACAAAGGCUUCCUUAGUACCAGUGCCCUGGAGAGUCACAUGAAGUUCCACUUGGACCAGAAGACCUAUUCUUGCAUUUUCUGCCCCGAGUCCUUUGACCGCUUGGAUCUGUUGAAAGAUCACGUGGCGAUCCACGUCAACGAUGGUUGUUUCACCUGCCCUACCUGUAAAAAGCGCUUUCCAGAUUUUAUCCAGGUGAAGAAACAUGUACGGAGCUUCCAUUCAGAAAAGAUUUACCAGUGCACUGAAUGCGACAAGGCUUUCUGCCGCCCUGACAAGUUGCGACUCCACAUGCUGCGGCACUCGGACCGCAAAGACUUCCUGUGCUCUACAUGUGGCAAGCAGUUCAAGAGAAAGGACAAACUUCGGGAGCACAUGCAGAGAAUGCACAAUCCGGAAAGAGAAGCAAAGAAAGCCGACCGAAUUAGCCGCUCCAAAACAUUCAAGCCCCGGAUAGCCUCCACAGACUAUGAGAGCUUCAUGUUCAAGUGCCGCCUGUGCAUGAUGGGGUUCCGGAGGAGAGGCAUGCUGGUGAAUCAUUUAUCAAAGAGACAUCCAGACAUGAAAAUAGAGGAGGUGCCAGAGCUAACAUUGCCCAUCAUCAAGCCCAACAGAGAUUAUUUCUGUCAGUACUGUGAUAAGGUUUACAAGAGCGCCAGCAAACGCAAAGCCCACAUCCUGAAAAACCACCCAGGUGCUGAGCUCCCUCCGAGCAUCCGAAAACUACGUCCAGCAGGCCCAGGAGAGCCAGAUCCCAUGCUAAGCACACACACCCAGCUGACGGGCACAAUAGCAACGCCGCCAGUUUGCUGUCCUCACUGUUCCAAGCAGUACAGCAGUAAGACCAAGAUGGUGCAACACAUUCGCAAGAAACACCCUGAGUUUGCUCAGAUUCCAACUAACACGAUACAUGUGCCGUUGACAACAGCUGUAAUCAGUGCUACCCCUGCAGUAUUAACUUCUGACAGCACUGCUGGGGAGACCGUUGUGACAACAGAUUUACUGACCCAAGCCAUGACAGAACUGUCGCAGACACUGACCACCGACUACAGAACUCCGCAGGGCGAUUUCCCGCGAAUCCAGUACAUCCCCGUGUCACAAUCCACAGCCGGCUUGCAGCAGCCUCAACACAUACAACUGCAGGUUGUACAAGUGGCUCCGGCUACCUCACCCCACCAGUCUCAACAUUCCACAGUGGACGUCGGACAGUUGCAGGACACUCAGACAUACGCCCAGCAUGCCAUCCAAGUGCAGCAUAUCCAGGUCACAGAAUCAAGCCCAACAGCCCCAGCAUCUUCACAGGUGGGAAGUCAGCCCUUAAGUCCUUCAUCCCAACCAUCUCAGCAGGAGCUCAGCCCUUCCCAGAUGCAGGCAACCAGCUCGUCACAAAGCCAAACUCUCCAAUCACAGCAAGGUUCUUCGGUCCAGCAAGCAUAUCUUCCCAGUUCAUGGAACUCAUUCCGCAGCUAUCCCUCUGAUAUUCAGAUGAUGACCCUCCCACAGGGCCAGUAUGUGAUUGCGGAGGCAGCUGUAGGAACUCCUGUCACUACAGUGAACACAGGGCAAGUGAAAACAGUCGCCCAGACACAUUAUGUAUUAGCUGAAGGUCAAUCUGACUUGGAUGUAAAGCCAAACCUCUCGCUUUCUAGUGGCAUAGAAGUGGGUCUGUCUCAGUCAUCGACACAUUCUGACUCCUUGGAAUCACAAACGGCGAAUCAGCAGCAAACGACGCAAUACAUCAUAACCACCACAACCAAUGGCAAUGGAAGCAGUGAUGUGCACACGGAAAAGCCAUGAAUUCUCCUUUGUGGCAGAGAAAGGAGGAAAUCCAGCCGCAUCUGCUGACUUUUUAGAUUCAUAAUCCUGAAUAUCUGAGACACUAAGAGAUGUUUUAACAAGUUUGUUUGUAUAACUUGAAUUUCCUUGUCUCGUGCUGAAUUCACAGAAUUUCAGGUCUAAAUGAUACCUAAAGUAGUUCACAGCCCUGUUAGGAUGCCAGCAAUUCCCAGAGCUCUUGAACAAAGAAUGGUGUAAAACAAAAUGGAAACUAAGAUUCUUCUGGACCCCCCUCCCAUUUUUAAUUUAUUCCAGGGGAAUCCUUAUUUUUCAUUUGUUGAAGCCUUCGCAACAACGAAAGGAAAGGUUUGCUGAACACGUAACUGCUGGCAGAAUAUGUCUCAUGUAUGUGUUUCAUACCUGCAGUUUUAAAAAGCAGUCUGUCUCACUAGCUAAUUACAUUUCUUUUGGCUCAAUUUCUUGUGUAGCCAUGGACGAAGGGAAUAUACCAGCAUGGGAAAGGAGGAAGGGAGAAAUAAACAAAUAAAUAAAUAAAUAAAUAAGAAAAUUGCCUGAAAGGAAAGGAACAAUUACUGACCAUUGUUUCCCACAGCAUUUGGGACAGUUGGGACAGUGAAACUGUGAAGCUGUGCAGAAGCAGUUAAGUUAUUUUUCUUUUCUUUUAAAUUUUUUUAAUUUUUGGAAUCUUGUGAACUGUUUACAUGCCGUCUGCACUGUCCUGGUACUCAAUUCUGGAGAGUAUGAAGGAAGCUAUCUUGGAGCCCUCCCAAGUCUCAAACCUAUUCAAAUCACAGGAGCAUUUAAGGUAACACUGAGUUUCAACCUUCACCUUGUUGACUGUGUUCCUUCUGUGCAAGGGGGAAGAUUCCUUUUCUCUAGUAAAUAAGAAUAAAAAGGCUCAGUGAUGUUUUAAUGCGUCCGGCAGCUUUCAUUGUAUACGUUACUGGGGUUUGUAUUAGGGCUGGGGUUUGAAACCUAAGUGCAUUUUAUUAAAAGAGCUGCUUUGAACUUUGUUCCUUUUAUACAGCUGCUGUUCGAGGGAACCCCUUUACUUCACAGUAAGGUAAAGGGACCCCUGACCAUUAGGUCCAGUCAUGACCGACUCUGGGGUUGCGGCGCUCAUCUCGCUUUAUUGGCCGAGGGAGCCGGCGUACAGCUUCCAGGUCAUGUGGCCAGCAUGACUAAGCCGCUUUUGGCGAACCAGAGCAGCGCACGGAAACACCAUUUACCUUCCAGCCGGAGCGGUACCUAUUAAUCUACUUGCACUUUGACAUGCUUUCGAACUGCUAGGUUGGCAGGAGCUGGGACCGAGCAAUGGGAGCUCAUCCCGUCGCGGGGAUUCGAACCGCCGACCUUCUGAUCAGCAAGCCCUAGGCUCUGUGGUUUAACCCACAGCGCCACUCGCGUCCCAGUUACUUCACAGUAUUGGAUGAUAAAUCCCCAACCUUCAGUUCAGCAUAGCUGGAGAUCUUGUAUUUCUGCUGCCUGAAAUAUUUAAUUCAUUCCUCUCACACCCUUGCUAGGUGCUGUAUAAAAACUGCUAAUAACUGGGCUGUUUCAUAAAAUGACCAACCUUGCACUCAGGAAAAUGAACACGAAGACAGCAAACCACCAUUUCAGGGCAGCAACAAAAGACAUUAAAAACAACAACUGCCUGACUGAAUACGCCUGGGGCAUCCAAUGGGAACAUCCCUUGUGAAAGGCAUAUUAUUGAAAUUCAUGGGGUUGUGCAAGAGAGCUGUUCUGAUCUUGUGGGUCCCCCCCCUUCAUUUCCCUGCUACAAGAGGCAUUCCAGGUGAGACAAGGAUAAAGUUUGGGACCAGAUAAAGGAGAAGCUGUUUCUUUAAGGCACUUUAUUUGCGUGCUGGUCCUAUUCAGGAGUCUGUCUGCUUUUGAAACCAAUUGGGAGGCAUCAUUUCAACAGCAAUAUUAGGGCAAACAGAAGCUACAGAUUUCUUUUUACUACUGUUGGGAGAUAUAUACUACCUUGGAGUGCGGCUGUGUAAUACACUGCUUUUAUUCCAGGCCUCUUCAACCCUCUGGUGCUGUGAUGAAUUGUAUAUGGAGCACCUUCAUCCUUUCGUUUUGAAGUGUUAAGUCGUUUAAAUAGGAACAGAAGUUGUUCGGGCCAUCUCAGCCAUCACAAAAUCAGCCUGGCACCUCAGUCAUAAACCUAUUACUUGGAAGAAAAUCCAAUUAAUUCCAGUGAAAUGGACAUACAUAUACAGUAAUGCAGACAGGAGCAGGGAAGGAGGGAGAUGCCUUCCUCAAUAAAUGGCAAAUGCUCCACAGCUUGAUUCCAUGAUAACACAAUAUUGUUUUUUUUUAAAAAAA